Messenger RNA from Carassius gibelio (silver crucian carp), 1565 nucleotides. Its product is annotated as synaptogyrin-2. The transcript has 4 exons. The record is from RefSeq and is a predicted model, not a curated record. The coding region runs from base 112 to 819 and encodes 235 amino acids. Gene Ontology annotation, cellular component: neuromuscular junction; synaptic vesicle membrane. NCBI's taxonomy places the organism in Eukaryota, Metazoa, Chordata, Actinopteri, Cypriniformes, Cyprinidae.
UCGGUCUGUUGAGGAAGCAGCUGCGUAGGGUGUGUGUGUGUGUGUGUGUGUGUGUGUGUGUUGUCAGCUGUCGCGUGUGUGUGAGAGAGAGUGUGUGAGUGUGUUUCACCGAUGGAGUCGAACAGUACUGCGUACGGAGCUUCUCUCGCCGGAGCGGGAUUCGAUCUCAUCAAAUUCAUCAAACAGCCUCAAACCAUCAUACGGUUCCUCAGCUGGGUGUUCUCCAUCGUGGUGUUUGCCACCAUUACUGCUGAAGGUUACAUGAACAGCAAUGUUGGAGUCCAGGUGAAGUGUGUCUUCAACGACAAUGAAGGAGCCUGUCAUUACGGCGCGGGCAUCGGCGUCAUCGCCUUCCUGGCCUGCUUCGCCUUCCUAUUGGCUGAUGCGCUCCUGCCUUCGAUGAGCAAUGCUCAGGAGAGGAAGUACAUAGUGAUGGCUGAUCUGUGCUUCUCAGCUGUCUGGACGUUCCUGUGGUUUGUGUGUUUCUGUCUCUUGGCGGAUCAGUGGUCAAAGACCAACGACACCAGGGCCAUCCAUAAAGAUGCCGUCCAUGCCAUCAUCACCUUCUCAUUCUUCUCCAUCGGGUCGUGGGGAGCGCUGACGUACUUCGCCCUGAUAAGGUUUCGUCAGGGUGUUAAAGACGUGACCCAGAACUACGUCGAUCCGCCAGCGGACCCUACAUCAGUGUAUCCCGAAACAUACACGCCCACCACAUUCCCGUCCUUCCAGAGCAAUGGUCAAGAAAUCUUCCAGCAGCCGCCCAUCUCACCGAACCCUGACCCAUCCGGCCAGAGCAGCUACCAGCCGCCCGACUACUGACCUCUGACCUGCACGACACCAGGUCACGUGACCUCCUGCAGGAGACUGUUUGGCAUGUGUAAAUAUUGUUGUCUUAUGUGGCUGUAGAUGAGUUCAGAUUUGCACUGAAGAGCUGGAAUAAAACGACAAGUUAUUGUGGAGCAGCUCUGUGGCUCACACUGGAAUCACAGCAGCGUUUGUGUGUUCUGUUAACGUUUCUGUUUGAGUAGAAAUGAGGCUGAAACUAAAAUAGCCCUUGUUUACUAAUGGUGUUGGUGAAUGAAGAGCUGGUGGGAUCCACUGUAGGAAUGUGGGAGAGUUACCAGAUUAUGUUUAAACAUAAGUCGUAGGUUUUACAUGAGGCUGUUGUGAUCUGAACUGAUUUCUUGUGUGGCUCAAUCUGGUUUUGUUCGUGUCUCUCGAUGCGAAAACGUUCACUGAUCCACAUAAACACACUGUGAUGCUGAUCUCUGGUGCUGUUUGAUUAGAUUUUCUAAUUUCCUGCCAUACAACACUGAUUUGAUGAAGUUUAUUAAUCCAUUACAGGUUCAUACACGAGUAUAAAAAAAAUAUCAGAAACUGAUUUAUUUCCAAUGUUUGAUUUGCAGUUUGCUUUAAUGAGUUUGGCAUUUGCUUUUUGUGCAUCUUCAGAUUACAAUUUUGUUGUCUCAGUUUUCUCUGAAUAACCAGAUCAUUUUUUUAAUUGCAGCUAAAAACAAAAACAAUGGUUUGUAUUCUAAAUAAAAAUAAACAAAUGCAACAACUUG